Messenger RNA from Papilio machaon (common yellow swallowtail), 2854 nucleotides. It is a transcript of the gene Shaw, whose product is annotated as potassium voltage-gated channel protein Shaw. The record is from RefSeq and is a predicted model, not a curated record. The transcript is spliced from 9 exons. NCBI's taxonomy places the organism in Eukaryota, Metazoa, Arthropoda, Insecta, Lepidoptera, Papilionidae. Gene Ontology annotation, biological process: potassium ion transmembrane transport; protein homooligomerization. Gene Ontology annotation, cellular component: neuronal cell body membrane; voltage-gated potassium channel complex; dendrite membrane. Bases 370 to 2226 code for a protein of 618 amino acids. Gene Ontology annotation, molecular function: delayed rectifier potassium channel activity; protein binding.
AGACAGACGGGCAGGCGCUCGCUUGGCGCGGCCAAGCGGUCGCUAACACACAAACAUGUAAUUCGAAAUUCAACAGCGUUCGAUAUAUCGACAUCGAUAAGUUGGACAGUGCAACGCUAUCGUAAACUAGUGAUGUGAAACGAUUAUUUUUUUUUUUCUGAAUUUUUAAUAAGUGCGACAGUUGUGUGGCUCGAAAACUACGGCCUUAUUUUUUACACAGGUAGAGGCGAUGUGUGAGCGAUGUGGGAGCCGGCAGUGCUGAGCCGCUGGCAGGAGCACGCGGCGACCAUGCUGCGCCGCGGACACAGCCGCGCGCUAACGCCCUAGCUGCCCGCACACUGUAUACAAACCACAGGAGAUUUUGCAAAGAUGAAUCUCCUGAACAUGGACGCGGAAAACCGCGUGGUGCUGAAUGUGGGCGGCAUUCGCCACGAGACGUACAAGGCGACGCUCAAGAAGAUCCCCGCGACGCGGCUCUCGCGGCUCACUGAGGCGCUCGCUAACUACGAUCCUGUGCUCAAUGAGUACUUCUUCGACAGACACCCAGGAGUCUUCGCACAAGUACUUAAUUAUUACAGGACGGGGAAGCUGCAUUAUCCGACAGAUGUAUGUGGUCCUCUAUUCGAAGAAGAACUUGAGUUCUGGGGCUUAGACGCCAAUCAAGUCGAGCCAUGCUGCUGGAUGACUUACACUCAGCAUCGAGAUACCCAGGAGACCCUAGCCGUCCUAGAUCGACUGGAUCUUGACACUGAGAAGCCGUCAGACGAGGAGGUGGCGCGCAAGUUCGGCUUUGAGGAAGACUACUACAACGGAACCGUCUCCUGGUGGCAGCAGAUCAAGCCGCAGAUGUGGUCUUUGUUUGACGAGCCCUACAGCUCGAAUGCGGCAAAGAUAAUCGGUGUGAUUUCAGUGUUUUUUAUAUGCGUGUCGAUUCUAUCGUUCUGUUUGAAGACGCAUCCGGACAUGAGAGUGCCCGUUAUCAGGAACUAUACAGUGACGACGGCCAACCAAACCCAAAGCUGGGCGUUGGACAAAGUGCAAACAAACGCCCAUAUAGCUUUUUUCUACAUUGAGUGCGUGUGUAAUGCGUGGUUCACACUAGAAAUCCUUGUCAGGUUCAUAUCCUCUCCCAAUAAAUGCGAAUUUGUUAAAUCCUCAGUCAACAUCAUCGACUACAUCGCAACUAUGAGCUUCUACAUCGACCUGAUCCUCCAGAAGUACGCCUCUCACGUCGAGAACGCCGAUAUUCUGGAGUUCUUUUCGAUCAUAAGAAUAAUGAGACUUUUCAAAUUGACCAGACAUUCGUCCGGUCUGAAAAUAUUAAUACAAACAUUUAGAGCGUCAGCCAAGGAAUUGACUCUUCUAGUCUUUUUCUUAGUUCUUGGUAUAGUUAUUUUUGCAAGUUUGGUUUAUUACGCGGAACGUAUACAAACGAAUCCCCACAAUGACUUCAACAGUAUACCACUAGGAUUGUGGUGGGCACUUGUAACCAUGACGACGGUUGGCUACGGAGACAUGGCGCCCAAAACAUAUGUCGGCAUGUUCGUUGGUGCUCUUUGUGCUCUGGCUGGUGUGUUAACGAUAGCUCUGCCGGUGCCAGUAAUUGUGUCCAACUUUGCCAUGUACUACUCACACACACAAGCGCGGGCCAAACUGCCUAAAAAGAGGCGUAGAGUGAUCAACGUCGAACCGGCCAGGCCGCCUCUCAGGGCCCCAGGGGUACCCGGUGCUCCCGCUGGCCCAAUGGCCCCCGGUAUGGGCCCUCAGGCCGUCAAUAGAAGAAUGAAUGCCAUAAAAACUAACCACCCCAAAGAUAUGAUUGGACCUAACAUGGUCGCAAGCCUAAUGCCAGCAAUGGAUCUGUCAGUGGCAGCACGCCUCACACCAAGUCCUCGCGAUCUCAGUCCAGCCCUGGCCAUCGCUAUACCGAUGAUGAAAUCAGUCAACAUCGUACCCGCACAGUGCUUCGAUAAUAUGGCCUUUCAUAAUGAAAAAACUGAUGAACAAGAAAACAUAGAUAGCAAAACUACAAGCAGACAAGAAUCAACUGAAAGCAAUAGUACAGUAAAAGAAAAAAAUUAUAAAAAUGUACUCUACAGAGAAAAUGCUGUUGAUAAAAUUGAUGCAAGAACACCUCUUUUGAGAGAUCAUAAGAUCGAAUCACUGGACGAAACAAAACUGAGGGACAAUAAAGUUGAAAAACGAAAAUCAUCCGCAUCAACAUAAUGUACAGAAAUCACUCAUUAAUAUUAUGAUGUAUGCGAUCGCUUUUUCCAAAAGAGACCAAAUAUUUUAAUAAAUUUCGAUAUUUAAUGCUAAGAAUUAUUUGAAAAGCACAGCAACAUUUUUCGAACAUUUAUUAAUAUUGUAAAAUAUAAAGGGUCAUAUCUUCGAUAAAUUACGACUAAUUAUAACUAUUCAACAAUGCAUUUCUACCUAAGUUUAUUUUCAUUUUGUUUCAAGUUUCAUCGAAAUCGUUAAGGAAAUCUGGAUGAAUAACAACUAAAACAGAAAAGUCCAGAAUCAGUACAUCACACGAAAUUAGAAACAUAGGUUUUAGAAUAGUAAAUCGUUCUUAAAAUGUUUGCAACAUCUGUUAAGUAUAGUAUAACAUUAUCCCCACAGAAAAGUUUACUUGGUUUCUUUUGCUUAAAUUUUAAUAUUAACUUCAAUUUAUCGCUAAAUUCAAUGCGUUCAAAGUGAAAGAAUUACUCUCUGUCCUUCCUUUUGCAAGUUUAUUUUAGCUUGAAAAAACAUCAAAUGGAUUAAACUGCACUGCAGAUAUGUUAGGCUUUUAAAACACACUUGAAUGAGUGAAUAACAAAGAUAAAAAGUAAAGAUAAAAAUUUGCUUA